Messenger RNA from Neolamprologus brichardi, 2932 nucleotides. It is a transcript of the gene ro60, whose product is annotated as Ro60, Y RNA binding protein. Gene Ontology annotation, cellular component: ribonucleoprotein complex. The record is from RefSeq and is a predicted model, not a curated record. Gene Ontology annotation, molecular function: RNA binding. NCBI's taxonomy places the organism in Eukaryota, Metazoa, Chordata, Actinopteri, Cichliformes, Cichlidae.
AGAGGAGCUCAGAUUGGGGAGUUGAUAGUUUUGUGCUGACGGCUAACAUUAAUAUCAUUACUAUGCAGUCAAGUCACGGCUGGGGAAACUGAGGAGACUUGGUCUGGCUAUGAGUUGCUACAUGACUUGUCAUAUUCCUAACUUUAUUGUUAAAUGAUUAAAACCGCAUAACUUAAUUCACCUUGCCCAGACCGCCCUCCUUUGCUAGCUUAACUAGUUAACUUUGCAAACGAAUCUCUACCGGGAGUGUUAGCUAAGGCUGACUAGCUCAUUCCGCAGCUAACUUAAAAUGACGUGCAGUUAACUUCUCGUACCAUCUCCUGUUAACAGACCAGCGUGUCUUCUCCGUCUUAUGCGUCUUCUGUAAUCGGCUUUAAGCUAUUUCUGACAGCGCUCUGAGGCAAUGAGACGCCUCAAGUGUUUCAAUGGAGCUAUCAGGAAGUACCACUAGCAACCAUACCCUGAACUCAACAGGUGGUGGUUCAUGGGAGAUCAGUGACAAGGCCAAGCUUUGUCGCUUCCUCUGCUAUGGCUCAGAGGGAGACUUGUACAGUACCAGAGAGAAUGGUCGCAUCAGAGUGGAGAACACUGGAGCCCUGCAGUCCAUGCUGGAGGAGAAACGAGGCGCUGAGGUGUUGGAGGAAAUAAAAAGGUUCGCUCAGGAUGGGCGAGCUGUCAGACUAGAGCCCUCCAUUUUUGCCUUGGCUUUGUGCUCCCAAAACCCAGAUGUGAACACCAAACAGGCAGCGUUCAAAGCCCUGAAGGAUGUUUGUCGUGAGCCUGCCCAUCUGUUUUCUUUCAUCAAGUACAAGAAGGAAUUAAAAGAGCACAUGAAAUGUGGGAUAUGGGGGCGUGCCCUGAGGAGAGCACUGUCUGACUGGUACAAUGAGCAAGAUGCCAUGAGUCUAGCUGCUGCAGUGACCAAAUGUAAGCAGAGAGAGGGCUGGUCACACCAGGAUCUGCUCAGACUCUCCCACACUAAACCAGCUAGAGAUGCUAUUGCCUUGAUCAGCAAAUAUGUAACAAAAGGGUGGAAAGAGGUCCAGGUUGCUCAUGAAAACAAAGAGAACGCCGAAGAGGUUAUCAGGGUGCUUUCAUAUCUUGAAGUGGUGGAAAAGGUAAAGCACAGUCGGGAUGAAACUGAGGUCGUCACUUUAAUAGAGGAACACAAGCUUGAGAGGGAACAGCUGCUGACCGAGCAUCUGAAGUAUAAACAGGUAUGGAGCGCUUUGUUGAAGGAAAUGCCUCUCCAUUCGGUGGUAAAGAUGUUAGGUAGGCUGACAGUUCUUGAACUGGGAAGCUCAGACACACAGUUUUUAUGUGACAGAAUUCAAAGUGAGACGGCACUAAAACAGGCAAAGAUCCACCCUUUCAGUAUACUUUUGGCUACAGAAAACUACAAAAAAGGCCAGGGCUAUCAGGGUAAACCGAAAUGGGAAGCAGACCGCAACAUCCUUAAAGCUAUGGACUCUGCCUUUUACAAGAGCUUUAUGAAUGUGGAGCCUGUGGGUAAAUGCUUUGUUGUGGCAGUAGAUAUGAGCGGGUCACCGAACAGCAUUGUCCCAGGAACGUCGAUCAGCACUGCUGCUGCUGCAGCUGCUAUUGCCAUGAUUUUUGCAAGGACGGAGGCUGACACACAUGUGCUUGUCUAUUCUGAAGAGGCUAUGGUACCAUUCUCUAUUUCUGCUGAUAUGACUCUCAAAGAAGCAACCGAUGAACUGGCUAAGAGCACGAGAGAAAGGGGUGCACAGCCAUCAGGUAGUGCCUUUAUGUUGCAGUUUCAGAGUGAGAGCAGAGACUGCAGCGUUCCCAUUCAAUGGGCCACAGAGAACAGGAAAGCUGUAGAUGUGUUCGUCACUUUGAGCAACAACCCACUGUGGAUGCUUACUGCCAGCCCGGUGGAGUCUCUGAAGAAGCACAGAGAAACAUCAGGAGCUAAUUCGAAGCUGGUGAUGUGUGACCUGACUAACAUUGGAAUUUCCAUCGGAGACACAGAAGACCGGGGUUUGCUGACCAUCUCUGGCUUCGACCUUGGAGCUUUUAGUGUCAUUCGUAAUUUGGCCCAAGAUCUGAUCUGAUAAGAUUUCGGGAACUUUUCUUGAGUAAUGUAAUGAGUGUAGAAUAUGAAGGCAAAGAGUGGACCAAUGAGGCUCAUUUAGCAUGUAGAGUGUCCCAAAACAGCACUAAUCCAAAAGAUGCUGACAAUUUCAAUUCCAGUUUUUCUUUGUUUUCUCUUGCUCACCAUUCAGUCGUCAAAGUGUCCAGCGGGCUGGACAACACUUUGGAAAUGUAAAAUGCAUCUAUAUUUUGUGAAAAUUGAAAAGGAAGUGAUUAAGACAUGGUAUGUGUUUGCAUAUUAUGUUUUUAAGAGUCUCUAUAUGAUCAACUGUUCAGUACUUUGGUGGAUUUUGAUGGAUCGUGAUUUAAGUGUGGAGAAAAUGAACCAAUUCAACAUUUGUAGCAAGAGGUUGGCAGGUUAAGGGGAACAAUGCAUGAGUCACAGUUAUAAGGUGUUUGCAACUGUAGGUUUACUUCGGGGGGAUUACCUGCAGUUUUCAAUAUGCAUCUAUGGUAUGAGUUAGCAAGUUUGAUGUAGAGAUACUUAACAUCAAUGAAAGAGAAACCUGAAACAAAGCACACAAAGUCAAUGGUAAAACUUGGAGUUGCUUUUUAUUGUGUUAAUUUCACAGAUUUCUUAGAUCAGAAGUUUUUUUUCAAGUAUUAACAUCUUGGAUUCCUUUUACACAGUCUUUGCUUUAGCUUAGCCACAAGUUUUAGUUGUUCUAACAUUUGUUUGACCCUAAGCCCAGUUUAUUGUUUUAAAGCUGAGUUUUCCGUUUCCUUCUCGUGAGAUUAUACUUUAAAACAAAUGUGGUGACACUUUUUAUAAAGUAAAUUUGGAUUCAGUUUUAACAACACACUAAUGCAAAUG